GAAUCCACAUUGAAAUUUCAAAGCAAAUAUGAAGGUCAUCUGCAUAGGCGUGACGGUCUUCACUCUUUCAGAGAUGGUUUUAGGACGUUACACUGGACAAUACCCCCCACCGACCCCUGAGUCAACAGCAACUGAUGACAUCACGGUCGAAGGCACUUCUGAUCCAUGGAUUCCGAUCGUUCCGCUUCCCACCGAAGGGAUAAAUGUGGAGUUGCGCUAUUUCGCUGUGCGAAGCGCAGGCGCCAGCAACUCCUCCGGCGAAGAGGGACGUCGACACGACAACCCCUAUGGCUGUCCUACGGAUGAAGGGAAGUGCUUCGACUACUGCUACGGCGAAGGUUCAAUAGGUGGCUACUGCGGUGGGGCGGACCACGCUACCUGCAUCUGCUUCAAACGCCCCAACGGCAGUCUUGCGUGAAG
Molecule: messenger RNA, 420 nt
Organism: Dermacentor silvarum
Lineage: Eukaryota; Metazoa; Arthropoda; Arachnida; Ixodida; Ixodidae
Exons: 4
Coding region: 29-418 (129 amino acids)
Biological process (GO): defense response
Source: RefSeq, a predicted model, not a curated record